UGUCACUUCCUAAUGACCAGAGGUAAAUAAUAUCUUUUUCAAAUGUACAAUUCCAUCAUCUUUUCUUUUAGACUGUUUAUCAAUUGCUCCAGAAGAAUCUUGAGCCCAUAAAGUAUGAGAUUCAGAGACUAAGGUUAGUCGCCUGCUGUACAAAUGCAAGAUCUAAAGAGAAUAGAACAUGAUUGCAGACCCAUAGUGUCGAAAGAUGUGACAUGUGCAUGAUUUUGACCUUUGACAGGACACUUUUGCAAAUGCAUUGAUGCCACCACUUAUUGUAAGCUAGUCUGUUAUUAUAUGACAUAAAAUUCCCAUGUGUAUGCUUGUACUACUUUAUUUCCACAGAAUUUUUAUUUUGCUUCCUAGUGAGUAAACAACUGUCUGCUUUUUCAAAAAUAUACUUAUUUUUUUACAUUGUGUGUUCACCUAUGGUCCACUGUUGCAUUACAGUGUUUCCUUUAUGGUAAACCAAAAGCGAGGGACUUCCAUGGUGAUUGUGAGUGUCCUCAGUAUAUGACAUUGGGGAACUGCAGUUCAGUAAGUGACAGAUAGGCGUGUUCUUGGAAAAACCGGACUAAAUUUCAAACCAAUUUCAAUUGACUUGCUGCAUCAUGCUUUCGUUUUUCCUUCUGUCUCAGCUGCUUGUUACUGGGAUUUGUUUGGUUUUUUAUUUUGUUUGUUUGUUUGUUUUUUUUUUUUGGUACAUUUUAUCCACUGAAAUGCUUGAAGUCUUUAAUCCUGGGUGAACAAAGGUUCUGUAUAUAAAUGGGAGAUGUGUGGCGGCCAAGGGCAUCCAGAUGUUUCUUACAAUGAGGCAUCACUGCUUGUCUAUGUGCAGCUGGUACAGUUAGCUGGUGAGAAUGUCUGUUAUUUAUAGCUUUUAUUUUUCUGGGUUUUCUAUUCGUCAUGACAGGGCCAGUUGCAGGACAGCCAGAGAUUGAAGCAUGCAUCCAUUUGGAUGCAGUCUUAUUUUCAAUUAAUCUCAAUUUUAAAAUAGUAAAAAUAUAUAUAUAUAUUGCCCCUUUCUUUCCUCUCCCCAAGCAGCUGUUUCUUUUCCUCUGGUUUUAAAAAAACGAACAACAACAAAACACACAAGUUGAAAAACGUUGCUAGGUAGAGAUUCUAUGCAAGCAUGAAUAUGGAGCAUAUAGUGUGUUGUCAACAUUAUACCUCAUGAGUUUACUGGUGCCUGUGCAGAAGCAAUCAUUUGUGUGUGUGCGCGCGCGCUGCUCAAAGCUGUGUGAAAUAAAAAUGUGAACCGAGGCACAUCCAGCGAUAAUCUUUAUAGCAACGAUCAGCUGUCCAUCCCAAGAACUAUCAUUAUACAAAUACGACUGUAAAAGUGAACGAUUUGGUUUUUCACUAUUGCCCUUAGCACCAUGACAGCGAAGCAGUUUUUGAGAUGUUAUUCACCGUCCAGUAAGUAGGGGCUUCAGCUGUACAAAGGCAGGAGUAUAGUACAACAAAACAAAAAUCGGGAGUUAGCGUCUCAGCAGUGUAGUUAUUCCCGAUACGCUUCACUGGCUUUCUCAUUCGCUUCACGCGAGUGUUCUCGGCGAGCGCUUCGUUCGGUAGAGUCCGACUUCUGGCUGGGACAUGAUGGUGUCAGUCACGUGACUUUAAAAAAAAAAUAACCUCCCAAGGAUGACGUAUGUCUUGCUUGCGUCACUGACACCGUGGGCGUCGAAACGCUGAGAGAACUGCUGGCGACGAGGGUGCAAGGUGAUGUCGGCUGGUGCUGAUGGAGCGUUGCGCUGUUGUGUCACCGGUGCUUGCAGUGUGUGCAAGAACUGUUGUGCUUGAUUAUGUUAAGAGCGUUUAACGUAUGGAGGAAUACUGUCAGGCUGUACAUAUAUAGCUUAAGUGAACGGACGAAAAGGCUGGUGUACAGCAAGGAUGGUACGGGCUAACCUGGGGUUGUUGUUUUUUUUUUCAUUUCCCACUCCCUUCCCUCUUCCCGCGAAAAUAAAUUUUGUCCAGAGAUUGGUUUGUUGUAAUGGAUGUCCUCGUCGCACCGUAUUAAACUUGCAAAGGCUGGAGAUAGCGAAGUGAAAGAAGAGGCGACAGGGGGAGAGUUUGAAGACGUAUGUCCAGGUCCAUGGAUGGUUGGGUUGGGAGGCAUUUGCCGGCCCUGCCACUGUCAAGUCUAUGGUGUUCUGUGCAUACGUGAGCAGUGUGCAAGCGUGCAUGGCACUCUCGCACUGUGGUCGCUGCGACUGUCGUCAGCAAUCUCAUUACUCAUUACCUCCAGCCCCGCGCGUGAGUCGCCCACAGCUGCGGAAGGAAAAUGUCUUUAUCGAUUGUGUGGAUAAUUUGCGCUUGACAAGGGAUCCCAGAAGCACUUCAAUAUUGUUAUCAAAAUAAGUGGCAGUAGUUGAAGGAAAUGAUUCGCGCUCUUUUCUACCUAUUUUCCAUUCAGUAGGAGGUGAGCCGAAUGUCGAUAGGAUGACGUAUAUGACAGGAGGCUGAAACAUCCACACAUUUAUUUCUCGUUAACUCGUUCCCUUGCAGAAUAUCAAACGAAAAUGUGUGAACAUGGUUGGGAAGUCGCGGUGCAUGGUGGUGAAUUUCUGCUGUUCAGCAAUUGUUUAGAGUGGGUGCAUGAUUUCUGUCCCUCCCCACCUGUCACCUGUCGCAAUGUCUUUAGGUCAAAGGGGUAUGUUCCUGCUCAUUUUUCUCUCAACCAUAUUUUCCGUUCUGGAAUCCGACUGCUUGGCGUUGUACCAAACGCAACAGUAGACAUUGUCUGUCCCCUCCCCGACUCGUGCACCCUCUGCUCCCACCUACCCUGCCGGACGCACAUUAAUCGUCGGAAAUCCGUCUCUUUCGAGCGUCGCCAUGUCGGCGUGAGGUCAUGGCCUUGACCGUCCAGCAGACUGGCCUUGACCGUCCAGCACACUGGCCUUGACCUCGGCAGGACGCGAGAAGCGAGCUGGUAUACGACAUAGGUAUAUACGACUCGGCCAUAAUGUACUCGCUCAUAAUACUCGCAAGAGACUUCUGGAAGCGGGGAGGGCAGGGCAGGCACAUAUGACAAUAUUAUUACAGAAAUGCUCUUUUUAUAUAUAUAUAUGUGUUAUCCGUGAAAGUGCAAACAAAGUGCGUAGUAAUCAUGUACAAAUCGUGUAAACUGUGUUGUGGAAUGCUCUUUUCGGUGUAUUUAGCGUAGAGUGACGACAUUUUUUGAGAGAGAGAGAAGGUACGUGCUAGUGAACGAAAGAAUUUCCGCAUACAGUACGUAUUCAGUGUACUUUUCGUCCUGUUGUUCCAGCCUCUUUGAUGUACUUCUUUCUACUGUGAGUAAUAAAUCUGAGAGGAACAGGAUUGUUGAUGACAUGUAUGUAUAUUCAGUGUGGUUGUGUGUAUGUGUUGGGGGAGGUGUUAGGAACUCCUGGAAGAACCCCAGCUCUCCUCCACCCAACGGAAAGCAGGUACAACAUCUAGGAAAGUGUGUGGGGUGGGGAGGAGCCAAGAGUGAUGGGUCUAGAAAAAAGGGAAAAUGGUUAAACGAUACCAAAAAAAUUACCUAUAGGAAUAGACAAUAAGAACUUUGACAGCAUUGCAACUGAAUAUGCUUCCAAUGCCGAAAGUGUAAUUUAAAAACAAUUAUUAUGUAUCGACAUUGUUCAGCGAGUAGCAAUGUAUACAAAGUCGACAAAUUAUCAAAUUAUCCUCAAAUUUUAUGACUAAACAUCGAAAUAAAAUAAAGGAGCAGACACAGACCUGCACUGACGUCCAUGUUGUGACGUGAAGUGCUAGUAUUUACGUCAUGCAAAUGUCGUCAUUGUGUGUAGAGCAGUAACGGCUGACAGUUAUGGAAGUCUUGAUGUCGUCUGCUACCAGCUUGGGACUGUUUUCUGUUCACAUUGUUCCGAUAGGCUCAACGGCAAAGCAAGCGUUUCUACUCAAUCCUGAUCAGCUGCCUCGAUUUGGAUUACCGGACUGACGACAUACACUGCGCUGUGAAGAUCAGGUGAAGCCAUGGAGGAAGUGGUCAUGAGGCAAAUGAGUAUGAUGUCAGAGAGGUCAAGCAGAAAAGAGAAACGUGCCGUCCUCGUGCUGGGCGCCACAGGUCUUGUGGGUGGCGCCGUGGCCCGUGCCCUGCUGUCCUUCCCUUGGUUUAAAGUCUUCGUUGGCACGCGAAGACCUUGGUGUUCUGAAGCCUUGCUUCUUCGGCGAGCUGGUGCGAGAGUUUUGGAGGUGGACUUCAACUACAAGCAGAGCCUGCUGGAAGCCAUGACAGGAGUCAGGUGUGUCUUCCUGCACACCCACUACUGGGAGAUGUACUCACGCACCCUGGAGGUCUGGCAUGGUCAGUGCGUGGUGGAGGCGGCGGUGACCGCCAAUGUCGAGCACAUCGUGUAUGACGGCACCACCUACGUCAAGCCGUCUGACGGUCUGAUGUGUGGCUUCCUCGCCUCGCGCCUGGAGAUCGAGGAGAUCAUCGUCCGCUCGGGUAUUUCCUACACCAUUGUAGUGUUCCCGUUUGUGCUGGAGAACCUGUUGACGGUAUUUCGACCGUUCGAAGUGUCAAAAAACCUUUACGCUCUGCCCCUGCCCAUGGAGUAUAAUCUGCUGCCAGUGGGAGGCCUCAACGACAUGGCCAUUUGUGUGUGCAAGAUCUUCCUCCAGUUAAGGAACGUCCGGAGGGUAAAACUCUUUCUAGCCACCCAGAUGCUCACCGUCAGCCAGAUCGCAUCCACUCUGACCUCGGUCCUCCGAGAAAAACGCUUCUUUGAUCCCGAGAUGUCAGUGGAAGACUUCAUGGCCUUCGAUUUUCCUGGCGCAAAAGACAUAGCGACCAUGUUUCUGCACUACCAGAAUGACCUCAGAUUACCGGACAUCCAGCUGACCAAAUCGCUGAACCCCCGUCUGCGAAGUAUCACGGAGUGGGUGGAGGACAACCGCCUUCAGUUCCUGCGCGUGCUGAACGAGUCGAAGGAAACGCCAAGCAUGGAGACUUUCCUGUCGGUGACGAGGUCCUCCAUUUCCAUACCCUCGAAAACACCCUCCAUGAACUUCUCCAACUCAGCGGCGGUCAGCGCAUGGGCCACGUCAUUUCUAAAGACUCGGGGGUCGCUAGGCCCCUCCUCGGACCCCUCCUCCACGUCGCCUAACAGCCCUCCUCGCGAUGCCGUCAGUCCUCGGCGGACCGGAGCAACCACGAAGAAGCGAAGGUUCCGAAGCCUCUCCGACUCCAAUUUGAAGGAGUCCGGACAGUCGUUGAUGAACCCCUCUUGCGGCAGGGACCUCACUUGGCCGCUUUCAGGUGUAAAUGUCGGUGAGUCAGAUUGCAACCACCUGGACACGAUUCAGUUUGACAAAUCGUCGCCGUCCGGUGUCGCGAGUACCACCUCGCUUCCCAGCAAUCUGUCUCUUGUCUCCUUCGAGCGAGCGGAACCGUGGACAGACGAGAGCCAGGUAACAAUAUUGUAAUGACAAACAACACUUCAUGGACACAACAUCUCUACUCUGACAGUCAAACUUCAGGGGGUGAGAAUUAACACUGUUGCUGGAAGGCCAGCAGAAAGCUGCUGAAAGUUCAAGUAGAAGGUAAAGGUCAUGAAAGGACGUCCAGGGUGAGGCAAGUGCAAAGCCAAACCCUCUUCUUCCGCCUCCCUAUGCGUCAGGUACCCGCUUUUGCUGGUUGGACAAGAGGAUUUUUCGAGUGACAGAGAAUCUGAACCCAGAAACCAUCUGCUCUCAAUCGUAAUGGUACAUGGAUUGUUGAAUGAUCAGAGACCAGUUGUACGCACCCCUAAUGCCCAACAGUCGGUGAGAUGUCUGAUAGUUCACAAACCUACCCAGGCUGGGUAAAUUUCUGUCUGCAGACUGCGUUUAAGAUUUGUGGACAUUCUUUUCUGUUUGUAUUUUUGUUAUUUUCUAACAGUUUGUCAUACCGUGUUUGAAUGAACUCAAAAUAAUUUUGCUGUUCGAUAUUUACAGUCAGAGUGUAUAAAAUUGACUUUUCUCAAUAA
Messenger RNA from Pomacea canaliculata, 5975 nucleotides. RefSeq names its product nmrA-like family domain-containing protein 1. Bases 3979 to 5433 code for a protein of 484 amino acids. The record is from RefSeq and is a predicted model, not a curated record. The transcript is spliced from 7 exons. NCBI's taxonomy places the organism in Eukaryota, Metazoa, Mollusca, Gastropoda, Architaenioglossa, Ampullariidae.